AUGGCUGACGUUCCUCCUCCUACCUCAUCCGAACUUCUGAGAAUGGUGACUGAGCUUCAACAAGCAAACCAACGGAUGGCGGAGGAGAAUCAAAGGAUGCAAAAUCAAAUCGCGCAACUGAUUAAUGCCCGAAUAGAGCACAAUAAUGAUCAUCAUGAGCGACAAGAAAAUGACGAGCGUCAGUCGAACCCAACUCAUGUCUCGGAGACACCUCAGAGUAACGAGGAAGGAGGCCUCCACAAUGAGGAAGGUCAACCCGAGGCUGAAGAAGAUGAACACGACACCUCUGCUGGCCCAUUCACGGCCGACAUAAUGAAUUUCCAACUGCCUAGGCAGUUUACCUUGCCGACGACUUUAACCCCAUACGACGGGCUAGGAGACCCAAAGCAACACAUUAAAAAAUUUCGAUCUAUUAUGAUCGUUAAUGAUUCCAUAUCGUCCUUCCAGGAGUUAGCGAAGCAGUUCGAGGAUUAUUUUGCGGCAUCAACAAUAUAUUUGCAUGAUUCUGACUAUUUGACGACCAUCAAGCAAGGUCCACAGGAGAGCCUGAAAGAUUACAUUACCUGUUUCACAAAGGUUGCCAUGAGGAUCCCCGAUCUCCAUCCGGAAGUUCAUCUCCAUGCCAUUAAAAACGGCCUUUGCCCAGGUAAAUUUCAGGAAACAAUCGUCGUCACCAAGCCCAAAAUUUUGGCCGAGUUUCGUGAAAAGGCCAAGGGACAGAUUGACGUUGAGGAGCUCCGACAAGCACGAAAAGCAGAAAGGUUGGUUACAAGCAAAGACGAUGAUAAACCUCAGGAUAGCAAGAAAACAUUUAAGCCGGUACCCCGUUAUGAGUCAUAUACUCAAUUCAAUACAAAGAUGGAUGACAUUAUCAAGAAGAUACUCAAUUAUAAGCUAAUCAAACCUCCUCGCAAAGCUGGCAACUACCCAGAGUCAAAGAACAUUGACAAAUUAAAGUAUUGCACCUUUCAUCAGAAACACGGACAUACAACUGACGAAUGUGUGAUUGCUAAGGACCUCCUCGAACGACUAGCAAGGCAAGGCCACCUUGACAACUUUAUUGCAGGACAUAUGCAGAAGAACACUAUGCCCGCCCCUGAUGCAUCAACACCAGGAACGUCCUCAAAAGGGAAAGAAAAAGCUCCAGCUCAACCUAGAGGAGUAAUAAACUGUAUCUCGGGAGGUUACGCCGGAGGCGGACACACAAGCUCGGCCUGA
Molecule: messenger RNA, 1218 nt
Organism: Arachis stenosperma
Lineage: Eukaryota; Viridiplantae; Streptophyta; Magnoliopsida; Fabales; Fabaceae
Exons: 2
Coding region: 1-1218 (405 amino acids)
Source: RefSeq, a predicted model, not a curated record